Penicillium arizonense is the source of this 1236-nucleotide messenger RNA. RefSeq lists its product as uncharacterized. The coding region runs from base 1 to 1236 and encodes 411 amino acids. The transcript is spliced from 4 exons. Lineage: Eukaryota; Fungi; Ascomycota; Eurotiomycetes; Eurotiales; Aspergillaceae. The record is from RefSeq and is a predicted model, not a curated record. Gene Ontology annotation, molecular function: UDP-glycosyltransferase activity.
AUGACGCCUGCAAUCCAAACUAUCCUAUUCCUCACAAGUCCCGAACACGGGCAAUCAAACGUGGGACUUGCAGUAGCAGAAGAGUUCCUCCAGCGCGGAGAGUACGAAGUGCACAUAGCCUCCUUCCAUCCAUUAGCAGCACGCGUCCAAGCAAUCAAUAACCAAGCUGAUUUCGACCGAGUUGCACGCUUUCAUACAAUCGCAGGUCCGUCCAUGAGUGAGCUUGUCGCUCGCGAGACACCUAAUAUAUGCCAUAAGCCCGGGAUUGCAGGUACACUGGAUGGCUGUGACAAGAUUAAUAAAUCUGUUCUUGCCUGGAGUCCUGAAGAGUAUCUGCGAUCAUACCGGAGUUGUCUUGAGAUUUUGAAGGCUGUUCAACCGGUCGUUGUGGUUGUUGAUCCGCUCUUGCAUCUUGGCUUGGACGCUGCUCGCAGUGCGCAGAUGAAAAUCGUCAUUCUUUGGCCUGUGCCAUUGAAAGAUGUGGUUAUUAUGGUACAACCCAAGCUUGGGAUUCUGUGGAAAUAUCCUCUCACGGGGUCAGGCUACCCUUUCCAACUCCCUUGGCACUUAAUUCUCUCAAACAUAUACAUGGUCCUCUGCUUCGGUAUCAUCGUCCGCCUCGGCAAACCAAUGCGGGAGCUUUUGAAAUGCCGCAAGAAAGCAGGGAUCAUGACACCAUUUCCUCAUCUGCUGCCCUACUGCGCAGAGCAUUUACAUCUAUCGCCCUGCUUUCCAGCAAUGGAUUUCCCACUACAUGUCCCCGAUAAUGUGAUUAGCUGCGGACCAAUCCUCCGACCUCAUUCAUCACUAGCAGCAAACGACCCCUCCCUAAACGCAUGGUUGACAGUACCAACUAUUCUGAUAUGUCUCGGGUCCCACGUCCAAGCCCUAGAAAACGAUGCGAUGCAAAUGGUACGGGCUAUCCAAACGGUCUUCAGUAAAUACCCCGAUAUCCAUGUCCUAUGGAAGCUGCGAUAUGAUUGGGAAACUUCGCCCCGAGUUAAAGCCAUUCUCGGACCACUGGUUUACUCUGACAAAGUGAGAGUGGUCUCGUGGAUCCAGCCGGAGAUUAUAUCGCUCUUGGAAAGCGGGCAUAUAGUUGUCUAUGUGCACCACGGCGGGGCAAACUCGUUUUUUGAAGCGUGCAAAGGAGGCAUUCCACAGGUUGUUCUCCCACAGUGGUUCGAUACGGGCGUCGGAAUUCUCUUCGGCUUUAUUGCGAGUCCUGAAAGAUAA